AUGCGUCUUUGCCGUCGUAUUUACUUUGCUGGGCGAUUCCUUUUGCCGACGGUGCAUUUUCUAUCAUUAAAGGUCAUGGAAGUUGUAGACUUUUCUGGCCUUCCGUUAACCGUUCCGGUCGGUCCGUCAGAAAAAUAUUCGCAUAUGCAAAAUGCUCUGAGGUUGGAUUUGUUCAGGAAAGUGCCAAAUUUGCGAAUUCUCGCUUGCGGUGGAGACGGUACCGUCGGCUGGAUUUUCUCUGAAUUGGAUAAGAUGGGAAUCGAGCCGCCACCGCCGGUCGGAGUUCUGCCGCUCGGCACGGGCAAUGAUCUGGCCCGUGCUCUUGGUUGGGGAGGCGGAUACACCGACGAACCGAUCUCGAAGAUCCUGUGCCAUAUCGAGGAAGGGGACAUCGUGCAGCUGGACAGAUGGACAUUGCGAGUUGAGCCCAAUUCCGAGGUCUCGGUGGAGACGCAGAAGGGCGGCGGUGACGCCACGUUCGGCGAGGGCGAAGUGAAGGAUUCGCCGCCGUUGAACGUCGUCAACAACUACUUCUCGAUCGGGGUUGAUGCUCAUAUUGCGCUGGAAUUCCACGAAGCAAGAGGUGAGGCAUCA
Molecule: messenger RNA, 594 nt
Organism: Notodromas monacha
Lineage: Eukaryota; Metazoa; Arthropoda; Ostracoda; Podocopida; Cyprididae
Source: the annotation of a GenBank genome assembly